AUGCUCAAUUCCGGCGCUCGACGCAUCUGGGUCUGCACCAGAUGCGUCCGUCGCGUGACCAAGCCGGCCCGUCAACAGCGACGAUGCGAAUCCACGGCCGCCGGCGCCGCUGCCGCAGAGCAGAGGAGAGCGCCGUCGCCUCUCGUCGACAGCAGCGCCAGCGGUCGCCACGAUGAUACCGUCCUGCGCGACCUCUUCGAUGCCCCCUCGACGCGCACCUUUGCAGGCUUCAGUCUCAAGAAGAGCCAGGGCCUCUUCAAGAACCGAUACUUGACCAGCCCCGACGGGUUCCUCCUCUUUGCGCAGCGGAAUCUGGAAAAGGCUACAAAGAUCGUUCACCGCGUCCUCGGCGCGUCCACCACACAAGAAUACCAGGCCAUCGUCAGGGACCUCGACCGCCUCAGCGACCUGCUAUGUCGCGUGCUCGACCUCUCCGACUUUGUGCGCAUGACGCACCCCGACUCGCGCUUCCAGCAGGCCGCUGCCGGCGCCUGGUCCAUGGUAUACCAAUACAUGAACCAGCUCAACACCAUGACCGGCCUCAACGACCAGCUCGGUGAGGCUUUAUCGCGCCCAGAGGUCACAUCGGCGUGGUCCGAGGAGGAAAAGACCGUUGCCGAGCUGCUAAAGCUCGACUUCAUGAAGUCGGCCGUCAACCUGCCCAAGAAGGCGCGCGACCGCUUCGUUGAUCUCUCAUCCCGCAUCAGUGAUGUCGGGUCGGCCUUUAUCCAGAACAUGGAGCCGGAGAAGAAGCAGGUUACUCUCCCCUCACACCGUUUCUACGGCCUGUAUCCGGGCCUGGCGGCGACCCUCAAGGUUCGGUCACAGAUCUCCAUCGCCACGACCGGCUCAGAGGCGGCCGCGGCGCUCCAGAGUGUGUAUGACGAAGAGACCCGCAAAGACAUAUACAUGGCGCAACGGAAGGCUUCCCGUGAGACCAUUACGAACCUGGAGACGAUGCUCAAGCUUCGAUCUGAACUAGCUGGUCUCGCUGGAUUUGAAAGCCACGGCCACAUGGCACUCAAGGAUCGCAUGAUGGCAAAGUCGCCGGCAUCGGUCAUGCAAUUCCUGCUGGCAUUGAGGAACCACAACGCUCCGAUGAUCCAGCAGGAGCUUCUUGAGCUGACAGAUAAGAAGCGCGAGAGACUGGCCAUGCCCGAGGCCGAGCUGCAGCCAUGGGACAGGGACUUUUACAUGGAAAAGUUCAGGGCGGAGAUGCGCUCCCGGGUCCGCCACGAGGACCAGCUCACGGCCUUCUUCUCGGUGGGGACUGUUAUGCAAGGUUUGUCCCGCCUGUUUGAUCGCCUAUACGGCGUCAGAUUCGUUCCGAGGGAGACGCUACCCGGGGAGACGUGGCAUCAAGACGUCAAGCGCCUCGACGUUGUGUCUGACGACGGGGAGCAGCUUGCCGUCCUGUACUGCGAUCUCUUCUACCGGCCUCAAAAGUCGCCCAACCCGGCUCACUUCACGGUGAGGUGCUCUCGGGAGAUCCUCGCAGGCGAGGUCGAAGAAGCCACCGAGGACAUGGUCUCGGGUAUGCCCGUCUUUGACUCGGCCGAGCAGGCAGCCAACGAUGGAAUGGAGACGUCGUCGCGAAACGGGCAGCUUAAGCAGCUCCCGACCAUCGCCCUGGUGUGUGACUUCCCGAAGAAUGACAACGCCCGCGAGCCGGCCUUCCUCUCGUACUACUCGGUCGAGACCCUCUUCCACGAAAUGGGCCACGCCAUCCACUCCAUCCUCGCGCGGACCAGCUUCCAGAACGUCUCGGGCACCCGCUGCGCGACCGACUUCGCCGAGCUGCCCUCGACGCUCAUGGAGCACUUCGCCGCCGACCCGACGGUGCUCUCCCUCUUCGCCCGCCACUGGAAGACGGACCGCCCGCUGCCGUUCGACCUCGUCCGCGAGCGCAUCAAGGUCUCGAAGCGCUUCGAGGGCAUCGACACGGAGCACCAGAUCCUCCUCGCCAUGAUCGACCAGGCCUACCACGCGCCUGACGUCGCCAGCCCCGACUUCGACUCCACCCGCGUCUUCCACGACAUCCACCGCCGCUACGCCCACGGCCCGCGCGACCCCCCGGAGACGUGCUGGCAGGGCUUCUUCGGCCACCUCCACAGCUACGGCAGCACCUACUACAGCUACCUCUUCGACCGCGUCCUCGCCGAGCGCGUCUGGCGCGUCGUCUUUGGCGCCGGCCACGGCGGCGCCGCCAUCAGCCGCGACAACGGCGAGCGCCUCAAGGAGAACCUGCUCAAGUGGGGCGGCGGGCGCGAUCCCUGGCGCUGCCUCUCCGACACGCUCCGGGACGACAGGCUUGCGCCCGGCGACGAGGAGUCCAUGGCGCUGGUGGGCAGCUGGGGCAUCAAGGACGACAAGCUCCGCACAUGA
Purpureocillium lilacinum is the source of this 2385-nucleotide messenger RNA. RefSeq names its product mitochondrial intermediate peptidase. Gene Ontology annotation, cellular component: mitochondrion. NCBI's taxonomy places the organism in Eukaryota, Fungi, Ascomycota, Sordariomycetes, Hypocreales, Ophiocordycipitaceae. Gene Ontology annotation, biological process: peptide metabolic process. The record is from RefSeq and is a predicted model, not a curated record. Gene Ontology annotation, molecular function: metalloendopeptidase activity.